AUGAGCGACGCGCAGGCGAACGAGGCCGAGAAGAACAUUGAGAUCUGGAAGGUCAAGAAGCUGAUCAAGCGUCUUGAAGCCGCCAGGGGCAAUGGCACAUCCAUGAUUUCCCUGAUCAUCCCCCCCAAGGAUCAGGUCUCCCGUAUUGCGAAGAUGCUGGCUGAAGAAUACGGUACUGCCUCAAACAUCAAGUCACGAGUCAACCGACAGUCUGUCCUUUCCGCCAUUACGUCCACCCAGCAGCGCCUGAAGCUGUACAACAAGGUCCCCCCCAAUGGUCUUGUCGUGUACUGUGGUGAAAUCUUGACCCAGGAGGGCAAGGAGCGAAAGGUCAACAUCGACUUUGAGCCGUUUAAACCCAUCAACACUUCGCUAUAUCUCUGCGACAACAAAUUCCACACGGAAGCCCUCGCCGAGCUACUCGAGUCUGAUCAGAAGUUUGGCUUUAUCAUCAUGGAUGGUAACGGCGCCCUGUUUGGUACACUGAGCGGCAACACACGUGAGAUUGUUCACAAAUUCUCGGUCGAUCUUCCCAAGAAGCACGGCCGUGGUGGUCAGUCCGCGCUGCGUUUUGCUCGUCUCCGUGAGGAGAAGCGUCACAACUACGUGCGCAAGGUUGCCGAGUUGGCCGUACAGAACUUCAUCACCAACGACAAGGUCAACGUCGCUGGGCUGAUUCUUGCUGGUUCUGCCGAUUUCAAGAACGACCUCAACGGCUCUGACAUGUUCGACAACCGCCUGGCUACCAAAGUCAUCAAGGUCGUUGAUGUCUCGUAUGGUGGUGAGAACGGAUUCAACCAGGCCAUCGAGCUGUCCUCGGAGACUCUCGGCAAUGUCAAGUUCAUCCAAGAGAAGAAGCUCAUUGGCCAAUAUUUCCAAGAGAUCAGCCAGGACACCGGCAAGGUUUGCUACGGCAUCGAGGAUACACUCAAGGCGCUUGAGCUUGGUGCCGUGGAGACACUGAUCAUCUUUGAGAAUCUUGAGAUCACCCGCUGGGUCCUUCGGGACAGCGAGGGCUCCGAGCAUCAGCUCCACCUCACCAAGGCCCAGGAGGCCACGAACCGAGAUAAAUUCUUGGACAAGGCCACUGGACAAGAGAUGGAGAUUCUCGCACAGGAGUCUUUCCUUGAGUGGAUUGCCGAGAACUACCGCCAGUUCGGCACGAACCUUGAGUUCGUCUCGGACAGGUCUACUGAAGGCAACCAGUUCGUCAAGGGAUUUGGUGGUAUUGGCGGUAUCCUCCGUUACAAGGUCAACUUUGAGCAGUUGGCUGACAUGAGUGACGAUGACGACUACUAUGACGGUGAGUGA
Molecule: messenger RNA, 1311 nt
Organism: Emericellopsis cladophorae
Lineage: Eukaryota; Fungi; Ascomycota; Sordariomycetes; Hypocreales; Bionectriaceae
Product: putative eukaryotic release factor 1
Exons: 4
Coding region: 1-1311 (436 amino acids)
Biological process (GO): cytoplasmic translational termination
Cellular component (GO): translation release factor complex; cytosol
Molecular function (GO): translation release factor activity, codon specific; sequence-specific mRNA binding
Source: RefSeq, a predicted model, not a curated record